AAGAAUAACUAAUGCAAUUCUAGCACCCCUACGUGGUGAAGAAUUGUUGCCAGCAUCUGGUUGAAAACAUUUGGUCGCGGUUAUAAAAAUGUGAAUGUGUUUGCUAAUUAAAACAUCGCAAUACCUGCCUUAUUACCCGUGCAAAAGGUAAUGUAAAAAUAGGCAUGCUUAGGUGGUUAAACUGUUUUGGAUGGUUCAAAGGGGCAUCGAGUUGCUGAGAUCAGCCAGGUUAUUGUUUCCCUUCGGAGAUGAAAUGCACCGUGGCUCUCUUUUCGUUUGGAUUAGCUAGCAAACCUCGGCAGCAUCGAAAUCAGGUGAGGCUGCACUCAUUCACCGCAAAAUUUCCGAUGAGUAUGACUAAAACGCAGUGACCACAGCUCAUAGCCCGAUAUGAACCAUAGUUACCCAAACGUAUCGGGGGUUCCUGUAUGGUCGGCAAACGGGAAGGGAGACUCUACAAAACAUGCCGCUGAUUUCCCCUCAUAUUGCGAAAACGCACACGAAAAUGUUCCACAACUGGUGGUCAAAUGUAAUACAAGCCCAUGCCGAAUUGAAUUGGAGUCCAUCAGGGUUAGCGGGAUCUCCGUUGGCUCUCAUCCCGACGAGGAUUCGUUUUGUUCGGACAGUGGGUUCGGAGGCUCCCCCGCAUCACUUCUACUCAGAAAGUUGUCAAACUCCUCAUCGUCUGAGUUGUCACCCGCCUCGUCUUUUGAAGAAUACGAGGACGACCGCGGCUUUCCUGAUGAGGUUCCCCGGGGCGUCACAUGGAAGAAACCCGGAAGUACAGGGACCUUGCCUCCCCUCCCCGUGCCCCCCAAGAAGCCACAACCCUGGGUACAAGUGGUCGGACAUGCAGGGAGCUUCCAUGCAGGGGACUAUGGGAUGCUGCUGAAGCGCUACUCUGAGGGGGAGCAACAGUGCCUGCAGAGGCUGAUGGAGGACUCUUUGAGGCCCUUCGUACCAGGCUACCACGGAGUGGUGCAGCGGGCUGAGCAGGACUACAACAUGAUGGAUGACCUGCUCACUCACUUCAACUCCCCCGCCAUCAUGGACUGCAAGAUUGGCACCCGGACAUACCUGGAGGAGGAGCUGACGAAGGCUCGGGAGCAUCCCCAGCCUCGUCAAGACAUGUAUGAGAAGAUGGUGGACGUGGACCCAGAGGCCCCCACUGCAGAGGAGCAAGCCCUACAGGCAGUACUCAAGACCAGAUACAUGCAGUGGAGAGAGACCCUGAGUUCCACCACCACUCUGGGUUUCCGCAUCGAGGGAAUCAAGAAGGCUGAUGGUGUGUGCAACACAAACUUCAAAAGGACCAAGAGCAGAGAAGAGGUGAUGCAGGCACUGCAGGACUAUGUGGAUUGCAACGCUCUAAUUGUGAAGGGAUAUCUAAGACGACUGAAGGAGCUUCAACUGGUGUUGGAGACAUCUGACUUCUUCAGGACACACGAGGUAGUGGGCAGCUCCCUGCUUUUUGUGCAUGACAGUACAGGGAAGACUGGAGUAUGGAUGAUUGAUUUUGGGAAGACCGUUCCCCUGCCGCCUCCUCUCACCCUGGACCACCGCACCCCCUGGGAAGAGGGCAACCGAGAGGACGGGUACCUGUGGGGGCUGGACAACCUCAUUGACGUCCUGACUGACAUACUGCCUCAGCUGAACCUCAAUCUGACUGACAGGACCUCAUCAAAAACAAAACACCCUCUCCAACCUGAACCAUACUGUAUCUGAAUGGCCACGUCACGUUUCACCUUAGAGGGUUGGACAACCGAGAGACUGUUCACACAUUGGACUUGGAUUCUGUGUUGGUGUUUUUAACCACAUCAUUAAUGAUGUUAGAUACUAGUGUUUGUUUUUGUAAGAGCGCUUUUAUAGAUUAAAGAAUGCAAUGAAUUGACCUAUGUGACUUCAAUGAGGGCCAGCCUACUUUCUGGUAAAGAAUGCAGUGAUGUGUUCUGAACCUGUCGCCUGUAAUAAAGCGUAGUGUGCUAUGAUAAA
This is a messenger RNA of Salvelinus fontinalis (brook trout), 1992 nucleotides long. RefSeq names its product inositol-trisphosphate 3-kinase C-like. Bases 391 to 1725 code for a protein of 444 amino acids. NCBI's taxonomy places the organism in Eukaryota, Metazoa, Chordata, Actinopteri, Salmoniformes, Salmonidae. Gene Ontology annotation, cellular component: cytoplasm; nucleus. Gene Ontology annotation, biological process: inositol phosphate biosynthetic process. The transcript is spliced from 7 exons. Gene Ontology annotation, molecular function: inositol tetrakisphosphate kinase activity; inositol-1,4,5-trisphosphate 3-kinase activity. The record is from RefSeq and is a predicted model, not a curated record.